AUGGUGGCCAACAACAACGGAAAACGCCAUGCUUCCGUCGCAGAAGCUGUACCCGCCCUCUACCGCCUCGUCCUGAGCUCGUACGAGCCCUUCUUCGCCAUCAGUGGCGCCCUGAUGGCGACCUUCAGCAGUGAAAGCUACGUGGCCACCAUGUCCCGCGGCUCCAUCACCUACUCCCCCGAUCACGCGUUCGUGUACACGACUCUCGGCGGCGCCUUCGUCCUCUUCGCUUUCCUCCUGGUCGUCGUCCUGCGCGUGGUCGACGACGUCCGGUCCUACCGCGCCAUCAUCGCCGGCAUGCUGCUGAUGGACGUCUUUUACUUCACCGGCGCCGCCCAGGCGGUUGGAGGGUGGCGGUCCUUCUUGAACCCCGCGUAUUGGGCUGUGGAGGACUAUUUCAUGAACCUCACUGGUUGGCCGCCAGUCCUCGUCCGGGUCCUGGUUCUUUUCGAGAUCGGUUUCACCGCUAGCAACGGAAGUGCGUCGGGCAAAACGGCUUGA
Molecule: messenger RNA, 501 nt
Organism: Colletotrichum higginsianum IMI 349063
Lineage: Eukaryota; Fungi; Ascomycota; Sordariomycetes; Glomerellales; Glomerellaceae
Product: Nadp-dependent alcohol dehydrogenase-like protein
Exons: 1
Coding region: 1-501 (166 amino acids)
Source: RefSeq, a predicted model, not a curated record